GCCAGUUGAUCAUUCUACGUGCAAGUAUUUUUUUCAACUUUAGAGGGCUCUGUCGCGCUGCAAGUGGAUUUGCAGUGCGGGGUCCUGCAAUGCCCCUAAUUGUCCAGUUGGGGGCAUCUGUGACGUUGCCCUGCUCUGUGGAUACCCCACUACCUCUGCACGAGCUGGAGGUGCAGUGGAUGAGGGAGGAUUCUGGAUCUGUGCAUCUGUUCCAGGAAGGGGAGAGUAGGCCAGAAUCACAGAGCCCAGCUUACAGCGGCAGGGCCGAUUUUCUCUCUGAAGAAAUCUCCAAAGGAAACUUCUCUCUGCUGCUUAGGAAUGUCACUACUGAAGACAAAGGGCUGUACAAGUGCGUAGUUAACACUGAACACGAGUCCCAUGAAACAAAGGUGAAAAUAGAUAUUGGAUUUGCAGUUCGGGGUCCUGCUAUGCCCCUAGUUGUCCAGUUGGGGGCGUCUGUAAGGCUGCCCUGCUCUGUGGAUACCCCACUACCUCUGCACGAGCUGCAGGUGGAGUGGAUGAGAGGGGAUUCUGGGACCCUGGUGCAUCUGUUCCAGGAAGGAGAGAGUAGGCCAGAAUCACAGAGCCCAGCUUACAGCGGCAGGGCCGAUUUUUUCUCUGAAGAUAUCUCCAAAGGAAACUUCUCUCUGCUGCUUAGGAAUGUCACUACUGAAGACAAAGGGCUGUACAAGUGCGUAGUUCACACUGUUCAUGAGUCCAAUGAAACAGAGGUGACAAUAGAUAUUGAACGGCUGGUUGUGACAGGUGCAGACGUGCCCGCAUUUGCAUAUGCUGAUGAGGAUGUGAUUCUGAACUGCUCAGUGGACACCCAUGUUCCUCUCAAAGAGUUAGAAGUAGAGUGGAUAAAGACAAACGGGGAAAUCUUGGUGCUGCUGUUUUCUGAGGGGGAGAACAGACCAGAGUCACAGCAUGAGAGAUUCAGGGGACGUGCUGAGUUCUUCACUGAGGAGAUUCCCCAAGGAAACUUCUCUCUGAAACUGAGGGAUGUAAAAACAGAAGACAAAGGAGAAUUCAUGUGUAAAGUCCAUACAGACAGAGAAUCAGUCAACGCAACGGUAUGGCUACGAGAACUUGGAUUUGCAGUGGGGGCUCCUGCUAUGCCCCUAGUUGUCCAGUUGGGGGCGUCUGUAACGUUGCCCUGCUCUGUGGAUACCCCACUACCUCUGCAUGAGCUGGAGGUGCAGUGGAUGAGGGAGGAUUCUGGAUCCCUGGUGCAUUUGUUCCAGGAAGGAGAGAGUAGGCCAGAAUCACAGAGCCCAGCUUACAGCGGCAGGGCCGAUUUUUUCUCUGAAGAAAUCUCCAAAGGAAACUUCUCUCUGUUGCUUAGGAAUGUCACUAGUGAAGACAAAGGACUGUACAAGUGUGUAGUUCACACUGUUCACGAGUCCAAUGAAACAAAGGUGAAAAUAGAUAUUGAACGGCUGUUUGUGACUGGUGCAGACGUGCCAGUAUUUGCAUAUGCUGAUGAGGAUGUGAUUCUGAACUGCUCAGUGGACACCCAUGUUCCUCUCAAAGAGUUAGAAGUAGAGUGGAUAAAGACAAGGGAAAUCUUGGUGCUGCUGUUUUCUGAGGGGGAGAACAGACCAGAGUCACAGCAUGAGAGAUUCAGGGGACGUGCUGAGUUCUUCACUGAGGAGAUUCCCCAAGGAAACUUCUCUCUGAAACUGAGGGAUGUAAAAACAGAAGACAAAGGAGAAUUCAUGUGUAAAGUCCAUACAGACAGAGAAUCAGUCAACGCAACGGUAUGGCUACGAGAACUUGAUGCCACAGGAACUUCAAGAGAUAGUACCUCUCUCUCCACCUGAGCAGAGUACAGCACACACACAGGAGGGAUCAGAUGAUCACAGUAAGGUAUAAAGGAUCCUUUAUCAUCUACAGAAGGAUACAGUCUUAAGGCCUCAUUCUGUGUACCCACAAUGCACAUUGUAAUAUUUUUCUUUGUUAAUUGGUACACAGAAUGACAUCAUUCGACAUCAAACAUCACUCCUACGUUUCUGUGCUAAUACUGCUCCAUGCGGAAAAAAUGUUCCUGGUUUAUUUAUCACAGUGUUUCUCAACCCUGUGUCGGGGUGCGUGGGGGGUUAGGACCCAAACGCAGAGUGAGGGGAAAAAACUCCAAACUCCAAAUGGUGUGAACAAAGACUUUACUAAACAGAACCGGAACUAAAGCAGGGAACAAAAGGCCUCGCAGGGCAACUCUCAAAAAACGCAAAGAAAAACUUCAAAACACUGGAAUCAAAGAAAAUCCAAAAAUCCAAAAGCACGUAAAAACGGAAAGUGGGCAAAAACACAGGAAGCUACUCUCAGAGGAAACACGCGGGGCAGAACACAAUGAGAGGCACACACAAACACAAAAACAAGGAUCCAGCACCUGAGUCAGGGAGAAGGGAACUUAAAUAGACAAGACACUGACGAGACACAGCAGGGCACAAUGCACAAUCAGGCCACAGAGAGGGAAGGGAAAACGAGACAACCAAAAAACAAUAAUUGAACAAUUGAAAACAAUAAUACAAUUAAAUAGGGUACAAGCAGGACACAAAACAGAAGUGCCGCCAUCUGGCGGCCCAACAAGGAAAGACAGAGACGGAAACACAGAACAAUGACACCCUGGUCCUGGGGACCCACUGUGUACACUGGCCAAUCUCUUAGUUGAUCAGUUAAGGUUGUUGAAAGUGUGCUUUAUCAUAACUGUGUGGUCAAGCUCCACGUAUAGUUAAAACCAAAUUUUAAAUUCUAAUUUCAUUUGGAGUCAGAUAAUUGCGAGAGUAAACCAUAGUAACUGUUACGCUUACUUGCUGUGGUCAUAGAUAUAUUUGAUGCCUUGUUCCGCUCCUUUGUGAAUAUUCUGAUGCUCCCAUUGGAAUAUUGAUAGUCCGGCGACAAGUCAGAUAUAUCUCUGAUGACAACAUAGCCCCGUUUGCGAACGGAGAGUAACAAGAAUGUUACUGGUCCGUUUCAGGCCAGUCUUAAGCGGGAUAUGGAGCAGUGCAUUCAUAUCUGACCCGUGGCGACGGAUCCACUGCAUUCUUAAGUAUAAUUGUGCCCUGUUCUUACGAACAGAGGAAAAAUAAAUAACAUCUCUGGUUUUGACUCACACCAGCCAAGGGAAAACACGCUGUGCCUUCCCCUCCAGCUACAAACCCCCAUUGGUCUAGCUGUGAGGUGUUUACAAUCCAGAUGUUAGUAAACUGUUGCUGUCGCCAUUUAUGUUGAAUUCAAUUCCACUUUAUUUGUGUACUGUAAUUUUUGUUUUACAGACACUGUCAUGAAGACAGAUUAAAGGAAAACUGCGCUUGAAUUGUACAUUAUGACAUUGCUGUGCAAAUAAAUAGAUGUUUCUUGUCUUGUU
Molecule: messenger RNA, 3370 nt
Organism: Anguilla rostrata (American eel)
Lineage: Eukaryota; Metazoa; Chordata; Actinopteri; Anguilliformes; Anguillidae
Product: butyrophilin-like protein 2
Biological process (GO): negative regulation of T cell proliferation; T cell costimulation; cellular response to lipopolysaccharide
Cellular component (GO): external side of plasma membrane
Source: RefSeq, a predicted model, not a curated record